GCUGCUGGAGCUGCACUGUGGGCAACAGGCCGUGCCUCAUUCACAGACAGCGCAGGAGCUGUCCGACGCAAAUAGGAAACCUCAUGCGUAAUCAGUCAGCACUGAACCAGUGAGCCAAUUGGAUGAGGAAGUCUGAUUUAAUCAAGGCUUCUUCCUUCCUUUUUGUGAAACACAGAAUGUGCCUGUUAGAAGAAAGCACAGACAUAUUUUUCUGCGCUUUGAAAACGCAAAGCAGGCUUGUUGUGACUUUGGACACAUUAUGCAGGCACCACAACUGAAAGGUCUUCAGCAGUAUUCAGUGAUUGCUUGCGAUGGACCAAGGUUCGCACUGCGCAGCAGAAAGGGAGCUGUUGGAAGCUGUAAACAGGAUUACUAUGUUUUCUACCACAAGUCCACCUGAUAAAGAGCAAAAUCAACCCCAAGCUGAAAUUUCAUGUCAAGUGAAAAAAGAAAACCCAGAAAAAGAUGACCUGCAAGAUUCCAGUGCAUCCCUAAGUCCCAACUCUUCAAUGACCACUAAGGAGCUUCAGGAAUAUUGGAGGAAUGAAAAACGCCAGUGCAAACAAGUCAAACUUGUUUUUGAAAUCCCAUCAACCAGAACUGUAGAGCAUCACUUAUCUAAAUAUGUGAUGUAUAAAAUCAUCAUUCUGCAAACAGGGAGUUUUGACAACAACAAGUCUGUAAUUGAACGCCGUUACUCAGAUUUCGAGAAACUACACAGAAAUCUGCUGAACGAGUUUAGUGAAGAAAUGGAAGAUGUGACCUUUCCCAAAAAAGCUCUGACAGGGAACUUCACAGAAGAAAUAAUCAAUGAGAGAAAAUUAGCCUUCAAGGACUACCUGAGACUUCUAUAUUCUAUGAAAUAUAUCAGAAGAUCAAAAAAAUUUAUUGAUUUUUUAACAAGGCCAGAGCUUCAGGAAGCAUAUGGGUGCCUGCGGGGUGGCCAGUACACCAAAGCUUUGGAAAUCCUGUUAGAAGUCAUUGGUCUGCAGGCAAGGCUGACAAGAGGCAACCCUGUCUCAAUUGUCCCUACUCUCUGUGCCAUAGUGGUGUGCCAUAAGGACCUGGAAAACCCAGCAAGUGCCUUUGAAUAUGGAGAAAAAGCUCUGUCGCACCUUUGUGUACAUACUAGCCACAGGUAUUACAUUCCAUUGUUAGAAACAAUGAUCACUCUGGCAUAUGAACUUGGCAAGGAUUUUCUGUCUUUUCAAGAAAAACUGGAAGAAUGGAAGGCAAAAAAGGAUCCUAUUCGUAUUUUUACCCUGAAAGAACUUGCAGUUCGCGAGUAUGUACAAUGAACACACGAAACAAUUUCUUUAAAGAGCAAAGCUGUCAACUUCUUUUCCUGAACACAAGCUUUUGAAAGAAUAAGAACUGGAAAUUACCUGUUUGGGUAACAUAAUAUUGCAUUAAUAGAAAAAAAAUAUAUAUUUUUCAUGUUCAGAAGGGACAUUUACAGGUAUGUUGGAAAGUAGUAUACUUACUCUACAAAUAUGAAGAGCACUUGAGCUUAUUAAGGUUUUUGGAAACAAAUUUGCAACAAAAAAUCAUUUAUGAUUUGCUUAUUUUGAAAGUAGCCUAUUUCAUGUGAAAAGUCAGAAUAGGGAAAUAAAAUUAAGAAAGCCCUUAAGAAUCUGCAGAA
Molecule: messenger RNA, 1642 nt
Organism: Neopsephotus bourkii (Bourke's parrot)
Lineage: Eukaryota; Metazoa; Chordata; Aves; Psittaciformes; Psittacidae
Gene: SNX20
Product: sorting nexin 20
Exons: 4
Coding region: 312-1298 (328 amino acids)
Biological process (GO): protein transport
Cellular component (GO): early endosome membrane
Molecular function (GO): phosphatidylinositol phosphate binding
Source: RefSeq, a predicted model, not a curated record